AUGAAGUACUCUGUCAUUCUCUCUUUCGGCUCUCUCGCCACUACUACAUCCGCCCUGGGCAUCAACUGCCGCGGCUCUUUUCUCUGCGGUGGCGGCAGCGGAAACCUCAUCAACCUCAAAUCAAUUGUCGACAACAUCCAGCCUCGAGACCGCUUCUAUGCGGCUCAGCAGCAGAUUGCCUGCACAGGCGAUACCUGCGCCUUCUUUCAAAAUGGCGCCAGCGGCACUGCUGAGCAGGUUUCUGCAGACCUGCAAGCCCUGUUGGACCACGGUUGUAAGAAAUGCGGCUCGGUUCCUACUCAACCUGGCAACAAUGUUGCGGAUGGACAGUUGACAGUUAACUAUGUCAGCCAUCCUAAUUGUCAGGGAGCUUGUUAG
Messenger RNA from Fusarium musae, 378 nucleotides. RefSeq lists its product as uncharacterized. The transcript has a single exon. Lineage: Eukaryota; Fungi; Ascomycota; Sordariomycetes; Hypocreales; Nectriaceae. The coding region runs from base 1 to 378 and encodes 125 amino acids. The record is from RefSeq and is a predicted model, not a curated record. Gene Ontology annotation, cellular component: extracellular region.